Molecule: messenger RNA, 2027 nt
Organism: Pseudogymnoascus verrucosus
Lineage: Eukaryota; Fungi; Ascomycota; Leotiomycetes; Thelebolales; Thelebolaceae
Exons: 1
Coding region: 548-1807 (419 amino acids)
Source: RefSeq, a predicted model, not a curated record
GAACAGCAUACCCACAAAUAGUUUAGGUAUCACGCAUUAACCAAGCAUUUUUUGUGUCUCAAACACAAAGUAAAUUUCUACGUAACCUAUGUAGGCAGCCAUGACGAUUCACUUGACGGGUUUGGAUAUUCAUUGGAUCUGAUUAGAGUCCACAUGGUUAUUGCUCUUAGCGCUGAUUAACCGCCACCCAGUGUACGAAGUACCAGGUCACUACUACACUCACCCACCAUGGGGACUGAACUGGGACUUUGGUACGCACCUUUAAGGGGACACACAACCACCAGACGACCAACCCACCAGCCUUGCAGGGGUUGAUAGCCAAAUUCAUUUCCACCUUCGACUAUCCCUCGAUUCCUCACAAUCCCCUCAAGUUCUCCUUUUUGUCGCGUUUUCAUUGCUUUUCCAUUCAAGACAGCGACUAUAUAUACACGACAUAUACCAUAUACAGCAUAUACGACACAUACAGCACAUACAGCACAUAUAGCACAUACAACACACGCUUCGCCCCUUCGCCGGUCAAGCCCCUCAUGACAGCUGUCUUGGCGUGAUGGCAAAAUUGGGAGACAUGAUUAGCACGAUACGCUGGCGCAACGUGGUCCUCGUACUCGUCGUGUUGACAGCGCUUCACUUCAUCUUUAUCGACGACACGCUACGGAAUUCAUAUUCGUCCUACAAUGUCCCCGACAAAGAGCAUAGCGCCGUCAGCGAGCCGGCUAAGGUGCCCGAAGGCAAUGCGCCCGUAGAUGUUGGGAAGACGGCCCCCGAAUUGGCGAAACCCCCUGCGCCGUUGGUGGCGGGAGACAGCAAGCCGGCUGACCCCAAACCUACAUCUGCUACGAAGCCUGCGGAUGCCAAACCGAGCGGCGGCGAGUUUUAUGCGGAUGCUGGAGCGGCCGCGGUGGCUGGCGCGAAUAAGGAAACCCCAGCAGAACCGACAGCGCCAGCAGCGCCCGAAACAACAUUUACACCCGCGCCUUUCGACUCGGGCGAUAAAGACGAAUAUCUCGCGAUCUGCGUUUCGGUCAAGGACCAGUACCUCGAUCUCCUCGAGUGGUUGACGCACCACUACCACCACCAUAAUGUCCGACGAUUCUAUCUGAUGGAUGACGGGUCCACGCCAGUGCUUGCCACGCUGAACUUCAGCAGCGCGGUCGACCCGAAGGCCAUUACCCACCGCUACUACCACCCCGCGACUCGCCUAUUUAAGCACCAACAACUCGUCGCCUACGAUGAGUGCAUCGCGCUCUUCGGACACAAGCAUAAGUGGAUGGCCUUUCUCGAUGCCGACGAGUUCCUUGAAACUCGCGGCAAGGACACUCUGCACGGCAUGCUCAAGGAGCUCGACAGCGACGAGAAGAUCGGCGCGCUCGCCAUCAACUGGCAGAUCCACACCUCGUCUGGCCUCUUGAAGCGACCCGCCUCCUCGCGCAAGUCCUUCGUGACCUGCAUCGAGAACUACGACAACCCUGGCCACGACCCGGGAUUCGGCAAGGAGAACGAGCACAUCAAGACGAUUGUCAAGACGAAGUCGUACAACAGGCCGCUCAACCCUCAUAAGUUCGAGCUCAAGGACGGGGCGCGUACGGUGGGCGAAAACGGCGAUAACGUGGACCGCUUCGCAUGGCGCGUGCCGAUUACGAGGGAUCGCAUCUCGGUGCACCAUUUUGCGUCGAAGAGCAGGGAGCAGUUUGAGGCGAAGAUUAGUCGCGGGAAUGGGAUGGGGGAUCCGAAGGGGUGGGAGUGGUGGAAUCACACGGAGAGUCUGCCGGAUUACAAGUGCGAGGAGAUGACGAAGUAUGACCCGUAAAUGUCGCUGGAGUGAUGGGGGAGAAGGGUGACUUGGAUACCGAUUUAUAAUUUUGCGAUAUUCCGAGAAGUUGGACGGGUCUCAUUUUGGCUAGGAGUUUAUUUUGGAUACUACUGGGGAUGAUGAGAUAAUUCAUUUAGACUGUAUACAUAGUCCGAAGUGCCUGUCACGUCACUGUGUUUAUGAUAUUAUACAAAUACAAAGCACAUACUUGUACAAU